AUGCCAGAAAUGCAUGAUGUUAUUAAUAAAUUGGAUUCGCUAGAGGAAAAGGUGCUCUCUUUUGAUAAAGACGACAUGAAACUUUUGAGCGUCCGUGUACACGAUCAAAAUAAAGCAUUGGAUCAUACAUUGAGCAAGAUCGACGAGCGCAUUGAGCGAGUUGAAUUUAUCUCUGCGGAGUACCAAUCACGCAUUGACGUUCUCGAAAAAGAAAACACAAACCUCAAAGAUAAAGUUACAUACUUAGAAUCUCAAAGCAUGCGGAACAAUCUAGUGCUAGGUGGACUCAAGGAGGAGCCUGGUGAAAAUUUGGAUUUAAAAUUUCGUGAUUUCUUAGUGAACAAACACAAAAUGGCCCAGUCAAUAGUGGAGUCCAUGAAACUUGAGCGCAUACAUCGUAUGGGAGCGCCCGGCUCUCGUCGGGACCGCAACGUGGUUAUAAAAUUUGCGUUUUUCUCAGACAGGGAGAUUGUUCGUCGGCAAAAGCGUUUGUUGAGAGGAUCGGAUUAUUACCUUUAUGAACAAUUCCCGCCGGAAAUAGCAGCCCGAAGAAGGAGGUUAGUACCAAAACUACAGGAGGCAAUUAAGGCCAACAAAAAGGCAUUGAUGGUAUAUGAUACCCUUUAUAUCGAUGGACAGCCAGUUAAGUGUCAAUAG
Molecule: messenger RNA, 657 nt
Organism: Ruditapes philippinarum (Manila clam)
Lineage: Eukaryota; Metazoa; Mollusca; Bivalvia; Venerida; Veneridae
Exons: 1
Coding region: 1-657 (218 amino acids)
Source: RefSeq, a predicted model, not a curated record